Messenger RNA from Necator americanus (New World hookworm), 387 nucleotides. RefSeq lists its product as uncharacterized. The transcript is spliced from 2 exons. Gene Ontology annotation, biological process: mRNA splicing, via spliceosome; maturation of LSU-rRNA; ribosome biogenesis. Lineage: Eukaryota; Metazoa; Nematoda; Chromadorea; Rhabditida; Ancylostomatidae. The coding region runs from base 1 to 387 and encodes 128 amino acids. Gene Ontology annotation, cellular component: box C/D methylation guide snoRNP complex; small-subunit processome; cytosolic large ribosomal subunit. Gene Ontology annotation, molecular function: RNA binding. The record is from RefSeq and is a predicted model, not a curated record.
AUGGCCGAUGAUGGAGUGAAUCCGAAGGCCUAUCCACUCGCAGAUACUCAGCUGUCUCAGAAACUUCUGGAUCUUGUUCAACAGGCUAUGAAUUAUAAGCAGUUAAAGAAAGGCGCGAAUGAAGCCACUAAGACUCUGAAUAGAGGCAUUGCCGAGGUAAUCAUUAUGGCAGCAGACGCGGAACCUCUGGAGAUCAUUCUGCACCUUCCCCUACUUUGCGAAGACAAGAAUGUCCCCUACGUUUUUGUUCGAAGCAAAGCUGCUCUUGGGCGUGCAUGCGGCGUUACUCGACCAGUUAUUGCUGUAUCGAUCACACAGAAUGAAGGAUCUCAGCUCAAAUCUCAAAUUCAAAAACUAAAAGAAGAUGUGGAAAAACUUCUUAUUUGA